Molecule: messenger RNA, 1548 nt
Organism: Capsicum annuum
Lineage: Eukaryota; Viridiplantae; Streptophyta; Magnoliopsida; Solanales; Solanaceae
Product: short-chain dehydrogenase TIC 32 B, chloroplastic
Exons: 10
Coding region: 277-1302 (341 amino acids)
Source: RefSeq, a predicted model, not a curated record
CGCACGCUUGGUUGCAAAGGGCUAUAGUCAGAGAGAGGGUGUGGACUUCAAUGAAGUAUUCUCUCCUAUUGUGAAAGACAGCUCUAUUCGCGUCUUGCUUGCCAUGGUUGCACUCAUUCUAUCGGUGUGAUAGGAAGAGAGAAUUAAACGUAGAGCAACAAAAGUCAAUCUGUCUGAAUAACUGAAAGAAUGAGAACAUAGCUGAUCCAUUAAUAACGAGACUUGGGUAGAUGCAACAUUUGAAACAAGAUGGGAAAAACUGCUCCAAUGUAGCAAAUGAAAAUCCAAGGUGCAAUGUUGCAGUUCAAAAUUCCAAGUUGUGACCUCAUGAAGGCUACUCUUAAGUAUUUAGCAGGCAUUGCUGGUCCAAGUGGUUAUGGUUCUAAAACAACUGCAGAACAAGUCACUCAAAUUUGCUCAGUUUCCUUUACUUCUCAGCUUACUGCUAUUAUCACUGGUGCAACAUCAGGGAUUGGAGCAGAAACAGCAAGGGUGCUGGCAAAGAGGGGUGUAAGAUUAGUUAUUCCUGCAAGGGACUUGAAGAAGGCAGCCAUACUAAAGGAAGCCAUAAAAAAGCAGACUCCCUGUGCUGACAUUAUAUUAUUUGAGAUUGAUUUGAGUUCAUUUGGUGCUAUUCAAAGAUUUUGUGCACAAUUCUUGUCUUUAGGACUGCCUCUUCACAUUCUCAUAAAUAAUGCUGGCAAAUUUUCACAGAAGUUGGAAUUUUCUGAAGACAAAUAUGAGCUCACGUUUGCCACAAACUACUUAGGUCAUUUUUUUCUAACAGAGAUGCUAGUAGAUAAGAUGAUAGAGACAGCAGAGCAGACAGGGAUUGAAGGAAGGAUUGUAAAUGUUAGUUCUGUAGUUCACAAUUGGGUCAAAAGAGAUCAAUUUUGCUUCGGCCAAAUGCUCAAUCCUAAAAGUUACAAUGGUACUCGAGCAUAUGCUCAGUCGAAAUUGGCCAACAUUUUACAUGCCAAGGAAUUGUCAAGACAGCUAAAGGCAAGAAAUGCAAAUGUAGCAAUCAAUGCUGUCCAUCCAGGCAUUGUGAAAACUGGAAUAAUAAGGGAUCACAAGGGCUUUAUAACAGAUUCUCUCUACUUUAUGGCAUCAAAACUUCUAAAGUCAACAUCACAGGGUGCAGCAAGUACAUGCUAUGUAGCACUGAAUCCACAAACAAGAGGAGUAAGUGGGAAAUACUUUGCAGAUUGCAACGAAUGUCACUGCUCAGCUUUAGCUAAUGAUGAAAUUGAAGCUCAUAAACUUUGGAAACACACUCGUGCCCUAAUUCAUCGCAGAUAAUUUCCACCUUUGGAAUGAGAAAAACAUGUUCUUGAAGAAUUUUUUGGGAGAAGAGGCCUGUAAAUAAAUAGAUAUAUCCAUGAAGAUAGAGAAGAACACACUAGCCCAUUCCCACAUAGUUUGAAUCACUACGAAGUUUCAAAUAUUAAAAAAAAUGUGUGAUUCUUUUUCAACAGAUUAAUAAGGUAAUAGUGAACUGAAACAGUUGUACUACUUACUAGUUUAGCAUGAAUUUUCACUGGAAUA